Molecule: messenger RNA, 531 nt
Organism: Vanderwaltozyma polyspora DSM 70294
Lineage: Eukaryota; Fungi; Ascomycota; Saccharomycetes; Saccharomycetales; Saccharomycetaceae
Gene: APC11
Product: anaphase promoting complex subunit 11
Exons: 1
Coding region: 1-531 (176 amino acids)
Biological process (GO): protein ubiquitination; anaphase-promoting complex-dependent catabolic process; positive regulation of mitotic metaphase/anaphase transition
Cellular component (GO): nucleus; anaphase-promoting complex
Molecular function (GO): zinc ion binding; ubiquitin protein ligase activity; cullin family protein binding
Source: RefSeq, a predicted model, not a curated record
AUGAAAGUAGAGGUUAAGAAAGUUCAUUGUGUUUUCUCCUGGUCCUGGCAUAUACCAAAGAAUGCAGGUACUAUUGAGAGUGGAUUAGGUGAAGAUGCCAUUGGUGAUAUUCAUGGUAUGGUCCAUGAAGACGAUGAGGAAGAUGUGUGUGGUAUAUGUAGAGCAAGUUUUAAUCGUACUUGCCCUAAUUGUAAGUUUCCUGGUGAUGGUUGUCCCUUGGUUAUCGGUGAAUGCCAACAUAAUUUCCAUGUGCACUGCAUUUAUGAAUGGUUAGAUACAAGUACAUCGAGAGGUUUAUGUCCUAUGUGUAGACAGUUGUUCCAAUUGAAAAAAGGUGUAUCCAUAAACGAUUCUCAUAUUGAGAGGUUUAGAGAGUUGGCAAUUAAGAGACAGCAAGAACAGAAUGAGUUUGAAUCAAAUUUAGAUGAUGAUGCUGCUAUUGCAAGAGCUAUUGCAGAACAAGAAGAUACAGGGAGAAACGUUGAUAACCAAGGAGAUAUAAUAAUGGACCAGGAUCUAGUGGUUCGAUGA